This is a messenger RNA of Schistosoma guineensis, 618 nucleotides long. NCBI's taxonomy places the organism in Eukaryota, Metazoa, Platyhelminthes, Trematoda, Strigeidida, Schistosomatidae. The record is from the annotation of a GenBank genome assembly.
AUGCCUCGAAAUUACGAGUUUUCUGAUUGUCUAUACAAUCCUACUUUACCUUGCAUCUAUUACCCAACAUUCUUUAAGUUAUCUAAGUGCAAUUCAACUCUGACUAAUGCUUUAAGAGCAGCAUUUGUACAGGUGGAGAAUCAAUAUCCAGGGUUUAGCGAACAGUUUAUCAUUCGCUUGUUACAGCGUCUUGGAGUUAAUGAUGAUAUAAAUCUGCCAGAGACAUACUCGGGAAUCGCUGGUGUAUACACCCAACUAUGUGGGGGCAUGGAGAAUCAAAUGAUUAAUCGGAUCAAGAUUUCUGCUAACAAUUUGAAGUUGUGUUUAAGUAAAAUACCUGACGAGAUAUCUAGUAGUAAUGGCUUUACCAACCUUAUAAGAGAGAUUACAGAGAUAACAGAUAAAUUUUUGGAAUCGUUGUACAGUCACAAUAAACAGAUUUUGCAACAAAGAGCGCUGUACAACCUUAGGAUUGAGUUUAUUCAAUCAUGCAAACAAUUCAGCGAAACCUUGAAAACAUAUAACCGUGAUAAAAACCAAACCUCAGUUAUCUCUCGAGCAAAUCAACUAGUUCUGUGCACAAACACCAUUCUUGAUGCUCUUCGUUGUGAUAAAUGA